UAGCAUUAUAAAGACCACAUAGAAAUGAGAUCAGACGGAAUAACCAUUUUAUUUAUAUCCUGUUUUCUGGGAACUGGUUUCACUAGUCUAAGGCGCUCUAAGGGAACCAUUCUAGAUUUGGAUGAUUACUUCGAAUSACAUGAUUUUGAUUCACAAGAGCGAGUAGUUGGCGGUGCCGCAGUACCUGAGGGCGAGUACAUCCCUUAUCAGGUAUCCAUGCAAUAUAGGACACGAAGUGGCAAAGAUAGACACUUCUGUGGUGGAUCCAUAAUUGCUGCCAAUCGCAUUCUAACGGCAGCUCAUUGUGUCAAUGGUCAGGAUGCAAAGCGAAUCUCAGUUGUGGCRGGAAUACGUGACCUUAACGAUAGCUCUGGAAUUCGAUCACAGGUGUUGUCCUACGAAAUCCAUGAGAACUAUGUGGAGUUGGUUACUAGUGAUAUAGCCAUCUUAAAAAUCGAGCCACCAUUUGAGUUGGAUGGCGCUAAAGUAAAACAGGUGGAUGUGAGUGGAAGUGACAAAGUCGGUGGUGGUCAGGCUGUAACGCUCUCUGGAUGGGGUGCUAUGUGGCAUGUGGGCCAAGGUCCAUUGGCCAUAUACCCGACAUUGUUGCAACGGAUGUCCUACAAAACAAUCACCAACGAGCAAUGCAAACAAGUUAUGACACAGUUGACCGACACGGAGAUAUGCGCAUUGGAGCGCUUCGGCAAAGGAGCUUGUAAUGGUGAUUCCGGUGGUCCCCUGGUAAUGGAUAAUGGUGGAAACUUGAAACAGGUUGGAGUCGUUUCCUAUGGCACUGCAUUAUGUGCGUCCAAUAAUCCCGAUGUUUACACCCGCGUAUCCAUGUUCGACGGCUGGGUCAAAGCGCGCUUAUCUUAAGAGAAAAUAACCCAUGUACAUACCUACAUAUUAAAGAAAGGAACAAUUAAGGAAGAGCUAAAUUCGGGUGCAACCGAACAUUUAUACUCUUACAAGAAUCAAACCCAGGGAAAUACCUUAAGGAGUUAAAUGUCAACCAGAGUAUCCAAGCAAUUUUAUAUGUUCAUAUUMAUAUAUAACUCGACAUAUUCGACACAUGGUUCCCUAAAAAAACGAAAAUCAUUAUUAUACAUAUGAAUGUAGUAUAAGUGAGUUGGCGUAGUUUCRACCCGAUUUUAUCUAUUUUUCCCAAUAUUGUAGGUAUAUGGGAGCUUGGCUCGACACAACCCAUUUUCGACUGUAUUUACUCUGUAUGUAUUGUACUCUGCAGCAACAGGUUGCAGGAGUAUGAAAACUCUCUAACUCUUUAAUUUAUAACGCACAAUUUUGGAUAUAUUUAGAUGCAUAUCUGUAAGGGUAUUUUUGUCAUCUUGGAAUAGCUACUAAUUUCCCUACGGGGUGAAUCUAGCUAUUCAAAUGUAUCUCUGUAUGGACAGUUUCAA
Molecule: messenger RNA, 1418 nt
Organism: Bactrocera latifrons
Lineage: Eukaryota; Metazoa; Arthropoda; Insecta; Diptera; Tephritidae
Product: chymotrypsin-1
Exons: 4
Coding region: 25-876 (283 amino acids)
Biological process (GO): proteolysis
Molecular function (GO): serine-type endopeptidase activity
Source: RefSeq, a predicted model, not a curated record